Molecule: messenger RNA, 3340 nt
Organism: Fusarium oxysporum Fo47
Lineage: Eukaryota; Fungi; Ascomycota; Sordariomycetes; Hypocreales; Nectriaceae
Product: cation-translocating P-type ATPase
Exons: 1
Coding region: 1-3300 (1099 amino acids)
Biological process (GO): potassium ion import across plasma membrane; sodium ion export across plasma membrane; intracellular sodium ion homeostasis
Cellular component (GO): membrane
Molecular function (GO): P-type sodium:potassium-exchanging transporter activity; ATP hydrolysis activity; ATP binding
Source: RefSeq, a predicted model, not a curated record
AUGUCUGAUCCUGACAUCCGUGGGACUAAGGAGUCUGAUCCUGAGGCUCAGAUCCAACGCAUCACCUUCCAAGACGGUCCUGAGCGCGGCCGUGAAGGAGACGAUGCACACCGCCUCGGCCGCACGCUCUCGCGCUCCCUAUCCCGUCGCCGUUCGCACUCCAGCUCGCGAAGCCGUAUCCAUCCUACCUCUCCCUACUCAGGCGUUCAGAUCGAAUACCGCACCUUGUCCAUCCAGGUCACCGAAGCGAAACAGAUCGAGCCCACCGAAGACCCCAAAGCAGCGGCUGGACAAAAGACAGACGAGGACUACUUCUCGAAACUGCAGUACCAUGAACUUCAGACGGAGCAGUUGUGUCAGCAGCUCAAUGUUGAUGUUGGCGCUGGUCUGUCUGAGAGUUCUGCUGCGACGCGUCUUGAGCGCGAUGGAAAGAAUACGCUGCCUCAUCCCAAGACGAAUUACAUCAAACGAACGCUCAAGUACAUCUUUGGUGGUUUCUGUUCGGUUCUCUGGAUCGGUGCAAUCAUCUUCUUUCUGUGCUGGCAGCCCCUCAGCAAUCCUCCCUCGAACCAAAAUCUAUCCCUUGCCGUCCUCAUCCUCAUCGUCAUCUUCCUCCAAGCUGGCUUCUCCGCCUUCCAGGAUUGGUCUACAGCCAAGACCAUGAAUGCCAUUCUCGACUUGCUUCCUUCCUUUGCAAUGGUCAAGCGUGAUGGCGAGCUCAAGAGUCUUCCUACUGUUGGUCUUGUCGCUGGUGAUGUUGUUCAUCUCAAGGUUGGCGACAAGGUUCCAGCUGAUCUUCGAAUCGUUAGCCACUCUGGUGACAUUCGUUUUGAUCGAUCGGUCCUCACUGGAGAGUCUGAUGAGAUUGAGGGUGCUGUUCAUGCAACUGAUGCCAACUUUCUCGAGAGUCGCAACAUUGCUUUCAUGGGUACUACCGUUAUGAACGGUAACGGUGUUGGUGUUGUUAUCCUCACUGGUGGCCGCACAGUCAUGGGUCGUAUCGCCACUUCAACCUCUGGCGUCAAGGACUCAGCUGCCCUCAUCCAGCGCGAGAUCACUCGCUUCGUCAUGAUCAUCGUCUGCAUGACUAUUGUCCUCGCCCUUGCCAUCCUCCUCACUUGGGUCGGUUGGCUUCGUGUUGAUCAUCACGCCUACAUGAGUGUCCCAGCUAUGCUCGUCAACGUCAUGGCCUGUAUUGUCGCCUUCAUCCCAGAGGGUAUGCCCGUUGCUGUCGCCCUUACACUCAUGAUGGUCGCUCGUCGCAUGAAGGCAGUCAAUGUCUUGCCUAAGGGUCUAUCAACUGUUGAGACACUCGGUUGUGUGAACGUCGUCUGCUCUGACAAGACUGGUACCCUUACACAAAAUCAGAUGUUUGUUAGCUCAGUUGCUUUUGUGGACAAGAAGUUUGACUCUUCGGAUGAGUUCCAGCACUUGCUUCAUGGUAAGGACGUCAGUGAGCCUGCCACUGCUCUUCAACGUGCCGCCCUUCUCUGCAACGAUGCUUCCUUCGACCCUACCACCAACCACCUUCCCCUCCAUGAGCGUGCCAUCCAAGGCAACGCCACUGACAGCGCUGUCUUCCGUUUCGCUGCCUAUGGCCCUUCAGGCGAUAGCUUCCGCAAGACAGUCCCUCGUAUCUUCGAAGUACCAUUCAACUCCAAGAACAAGUGGAUGCUCACAGUCUUCCAAUCUGACGAUGAACGAGGCGCCUACCGUGUCAUCAUCAAGGGUGCCCCCGAUAUUCUCCUCGCUGGAUGUACCAAAUACUGGUCCUCUGAGUCCAACUCCGUCGAGACACUCACUCGCGACGCCCGCAUCAAGUUCCAAGAGAUCCAAGAUGAUGCAUCGCGUCGCGCCGAGCGUGUCAUCGUCUUGUGUGAGAAGUUCAUCACCCCCCGCGCCGUCGCUGGAACAAACAGUUUCAGUGAUGAGAUCACCCACUCUGCUAUCCAAGACCUCACCGUCGUCGGUAUGCUCGGCAUCAUUGACCCUCACCGUCCUGAGAUUCCCGCUACCGUUGAGCAAUGUCGCCGUGCGGGUACCCGUUUCUUCAUGGUCACUGGUGACUACGCCCUCACUGCUGCUGCCAUCGCUCGCAACACUGGUAUCUUCUCCUGCCAACAAGACCCCGACACCAUUGACACUCUCUACACCGGCAAUCAGAUCACUGAGAGCGAGAAGCCCAAGCGCAAGGCCAGAAAGGGCGAUCGCGCUGAGAUCAUCAAGCGCAGCUUGCUUCUUGAAGGUGCCAACCUCAGCCGAUUGAGUCAAGAGGACUGGGAUGUUGUCUGUGCCUAUGAGGAGAUUGUCUUUGCGCGAACUACACCUGAGCAGAAACUGCGUAUCGUUACUGAGCUUAGAGAGCGUGAUAACGUUGUCGCUGUUACUGGCGAUGGUGUCAACGAUGCUCCCGCCCUUCGCGCCGCUGAUGUUGGUGUCGCUAUCGUCACAGGUAGCGACGUCGCCAUUGAAGCUUCUGACCUUGUCCUCCUCGAUCGCUUUGACUCCAUCAUCGACGCCAUGCGCCUCGGUCGUCUCGUCUUCCAGAACCUCCAAAAGGUCAUCUCAUACCUCCUCCCCGCCGGUAGUUGGUCCGAGAUCUGGCCCGUCAUUCUCAACGUCUGGUUCGGUGUUCCCCUCCCCCUCAGCGCAUUCCUCAUGAUCAUCAUCUGUGUCUUCACCGAUCUCUUCCUCAGUCUCUCUCUCAUCAUGGAGAAGGAAGAAUUCGAUCUUCUCUCUCUUCCUCCCCGCAACCACAAGCGCGAUCACCUCAUCAACGCCAAGAUCUACACCCAAGCUUACCUCUUCACCGGUUUCAUGGAGACCAUCACCGCGCAUUCCAUGUUCUUCUUUUACAUGUGGAAGUACGCCAAGAUGCCCGUCUCAGAGCUCUUCUUCCUCUUCGAGGGUUACACUGAGGGAUAUCGCGGCUACACUGCGGCUGAGCUCACCAAGUUCAACAACACUGGACAGUGUGUCUACUUCGUCACUCUUGUCUUCCUCCAAUGGGGCAACAUCCUUGCCGUGCGAAACCGCCGCUUGAGUAUUUUCCAAGCCAACCCUCUCAGCAAAGCUCACCGCAACCCAUGGUUGAUCCUCAGCAUGCUAAUCAGUUUGUGCAUCGCCAUCUUCGUCACCGAGGUCCCCGGCAUCCAGAACCUCUUCGACACUGAGUCUGUGCCAAUUGAGUUCUGGCUCAUUCCAAUUCCUCUUGGACUGGGUAUUCUUUUGGUCGAUGAGAUCAGGAAGUUCAUCGUGAGGACGUAUCCCAAGUCCUUUGUGGCAAGGAUCGCGUGGUAAAGUUUUCGAGUGAGCGAUUGCAACAGCGGGUUAUUGUUAG